AUGAAGCGCCCAAUUACACCAGCAUCUGAGGCGGCACUUUUGGGACUAUACAGGCUAUGUGCACUCCCCAACGACUACAUAUGUGCCGCAAGGCAGAAUAUCUUGGAACCUGCACAAUUUUCCGAUGUUUUCUUUCAGAAGCUUAUCAAGCAAAACAACAUAAUCUUCAAGUCGACUAACCUCGCUGGGAAGGAGGAACAACUUUUAGAGCUGAGAGUCGAUGGCUUUGAACAUCUUCAAGAUCCACCUAAAAGAUUUGGCGAUGAGGGCAAGAAUAUCUUGAUACAUGGAGGCGAACUACCUCGAUUCGAUUUUAUACUUGGCUACACUUUUAUUCAAGUUUCGAUUUCUAAUUUUCAAAAACACAACGAGGGCACUGCAGCAAUUGAUUUGGCAUUUACAGAUCGGAAAUAUUCUAAUGGCAGAAACCAAAUCGAGUAUUUCCUAGACUACACAUACGGCGGAACUCACAGAGCAGAAAUGGAAAUAACAGAGGUGACCAAAAAGACCCAAGCUAAGAAUACUGGCGAAGGAAAAUCAGUAAUCGAUAAAAGGGACUUCAAAGUAACGAGAGAUGGUGUGCUGUGUCCGGACUUUAUGAUUUUGUAUAUUCGCGGGAAAAAUGACUUUGAUGACAAAGGCAACGAAGUACAUAGACCCAAUCACACUGGUGGCUUUCGUGCCAACGGGAACUCUGGCCUCCCGUUCCCUCUCCCAGAGCUGCCAGGUGACUGUGUUCAUUGUACAACGUUGCCCAAAGAUGUCGGAAUCAGUGCUAAGCUUGAAGAAAUCCUUACGAUCAUGAUGGACGCCACCUACACCAAGACCACGACCAGUAUAGAAGCGUCAAAGUCAUUCCCCAAGGAUCUCGAGCCCAAGAUCGCGGCUAAUAAUCCCGUUAAUCCUAUCGAACCCAUGUUGUCUGCUCAGCACAAAAUUUCAAUAGCGUCCUUGACAAGGCGCGCUCUACCAGCGCCAGUACUUGAAGAGAUGCUGUCAUCGAUGAUCCUGGAUAUGUUGAAUGGGUCUACUAUGAACAAGCCGUCAAGAGCGAUGCAUGCCAAAAGUGUAUUGCCUACGCUGCAGACUGUUGCCGACCUGUUGAAGGACAAUGAGUACGGAGACGACAAAUAA
Messenger RNA from Lobosporangium transversale, 1134 nucleotides. RefSeq lists its product as hypothetical. Bases 1 to 1134 code for a protein of 377 amino acids. NCBI's taxonomy places the organism in Eukaryota, Fungi, Mortierellomycota, Mortierellomycetes, Mortierellales, Mortierellaceae. The record is from RefSeq and is a predicted model, not a curated record. The transcript has 4 exons.